This is a messenger RNA of Magallana angulata, 4230 nucleotides long. RefSeq names its product caspase-3-like. Lineage: Eukaryota; Metazoa; Mollusca; Bivalvia; Ostreida; Ostreidae. The coding region runs from base 207 to 1451 and encodes 414 amino acids. The transcript is spliced from 7 exons. Gene Ontology annotation, biological process: proteolysis. Gene Ontology annotation, molecular function: cysteine-type endopeptidase activity. The record is from RefSeq and is a predicted model, not a curated record.
UUAAAUUACUUCCGGAAUGAUCGAUCGCCACGAUCGAGGUUUUCGAUUUUAUUUUACUUUCGUUUUUAAACAGACAACAGUGAGUGACUGAGGAUUCCUUGACAGUGAAUGUAUUAGAGCUUCGAAAGAUUUUGUCAGUGAUCAGCAUGUCUUUACCGCAUUUGUUAGACAGUUUUGUUACAAGGGCCUGAUAAAAAAAGCAGAAAAUGUCUAGCAGACUGGAUGCUAAUCUUGUGCCUGAUAGCAACAGUGAAAGCAGUGGAGAGAGACAUGUACCAAACGAGUCCGAGUUGAUUACCAGUCAACGUCUUGAAACCUAUAUCAGUCUAGCCGAGACUGAGAGGCAGCGGGUACAGUCGAUUUUCAGUAAUGUUAACGUGGACACCGAGGACUGUAGCCUUGGGAGGGGUGACGAUGCUGCAGAGUUUGUAGUGGUGGACGGUAAAAAACCGGGCCUGGCCCUCCUCCUGGGGUUCGAACAUUUCGACAUUGGGGAGCCACGGCCGGGGGUCGUCAAAGAUCUAUCCAACAUGUACGAACUAUUUCACACACAUCUUGGAUUUGAAGUUCAGGAAAAGAAGGACCUUACAGUUGCCGAGUGUGUGGAUUGGCUUAAGACAGUUACGUCUGAUACAGCUCUUCUACAAAGAGUGUCCUGUGUUGUCAUGGUGAUAAGCUCACACGGCAGUGAGGAUGAGGUUGCUAAGGGUGAAAUUUCCCGUCCAGAAUUACGGAGACAGGAAGUGAAGUAUUACCAGCACAGAAUCGCCACAACUGAUGGAAGUAUCAGAAGCAGCGAGAUCAUCAGUAUGUUUGACGAAAUGAAUUGUCGUGCUCUCAAAGGAAAACCCAAGAUCUUCUUCAUACAAGCUUGUAGAAGUCGAACGAGUGACAGUCAAAAUAUAUUGGAUUUUGUGGACAAAGGCGUGCAGAUCAGUGUCCAAUCAGAUCCAAGCUCGGAGCCGCACCCCUCCACUCAGCAUUCACGCUCCUCGUACAAUAACCCAAUCAUGCAGUGUGGGUUGGAUGAAACAGACUCAGUACCAGAUGCUAAAGCGGUACGCCCCGGAAAUAUAAGAAGCGGACGUAAAAUAUUUGUAGAGUCAUCGGAACGUCUCCGUGCGUCUGUGGAGGAGGAGAUAGUUUUAGCCCCGCCCCCCUGUAUCCAUAACAGCGUCAUUGUCAUGGCCAGUCCUCCAGGCAAGGUGGCUUGGUCGGAGGUGCGAGAUGGAGGCUGGCUGAUUAUGGGGCUGUACAAGGUGCUGAUGCAGUACGUGGACAACCGACACAAAAUACGACUCACCAGGGCGAUCACCAGGAUCAACCAUCUGAUAGCUCUGACAAUGCACACCAUCACAAGCGAUCCCAGUCUCAACUUCAUGAAAUGCAUGCCUGUCAUGUCACAUACGCUGGAGAGGGACAUUGUCUUGGUGCCGAAAAACAUUCAGUGAAACUGUUAUUCAGUGAAACCUUCCUUUCUAAUUAACAUAUCUCCAGCCAAAUCCUUCCAACACAAACAUAACAAGUAUUGGAAAAACAUUUCAAGCUAAAUGAUUAUAAUGUUUUGAGUUGUGGACCUCGGUUUUUUGCUUCUUCACAGAAAUUCCUUUUUGUUUGCAUCAACUUGCAAUAGCAUUUUGAUGGAAUAUAUUGGAAUAAAUCACAAAAGGCAUAAAGAAUGGCCAGGAAUUUGGUAGUAGGGUGGACUUUUGACAAGUUAAUACUGUAAAGUCCAGAGACUAACAUACCGGUAAAUUAGUACUGUCACAUAAAUUAUAUUUUAUGCAUUUUUCAUUAGUUUUGAUUGUUCAGAAAGUAAGUACCGGUAUCCAUAUUCUAUAAUAUCAAGGAAAUAAAAGGAAUGAGCAAAUACCGUAAUUAAUAAAUAUACAAGUACCUGCAAUGUUCUGCUUGUAUUACCUUUUAGGUCUGUUACUGACUAACUAUGGAAAUAUAUCUGGUUGAUCAAUCUCAUAGCCAGCGAGGGGAAGCCAAGUUUUCUAUGAGAUUGAUCAACUCAAUAUAGAAAGUAAUAUUUUAACAAUAUAUUAAAUAUUAAUAUUGUCAAGAGGAUAUUCCAACCAUUUCAAUAAAUCGCUUCUGAUUCGUAGAUAAGUUGACAGCGACAUAAAUAAACCUUCACAGGCUCCAAGACAUGGUGAUGUCAUAACAGGCAUUCAAUCAAGGCAAUUUAACAACAGUUCACUAGCAUUACGUGAACUAGCAUUUGUGAAUAAUUGAGGACUACAAACAGGUAGAACAUCAGUCAAGAACUUCUUACACAAGAGACAAUUACAUCACAUCCAUUUUUAACAUAUACUUUUUUGCACCCAAGAAAACUAACUAUGAACAACUGAAGAAUAUCAACCAUUUUUGCUUACUAUGCAACUGAAUAAUGUAUGGAAUAGUUUGUGAUACGGUACUUGAAUUGAUUACAUUGUAUUUAUUGUCAUGCACUGCAUAUUGUAGAUGAUUCUACCUUUUACUGUACAUCAGGGUUAGAUCACUAACAACCCUCAAACAGCAUAAAAUCACUCUGGGAUAUUUAGCUACAGAAUAUAGUAUCUUUGUGUAGAAAUUCAGUUGUACAAUUUAGCUACAGAACUGUACCUUUGUGUAGAAAAUUCAGUUCAGUCUUUUAAUAGAGCCUAAAGUCUGUACAUGCAAAAAAUGGUGUGAAUAUUGGAUUUAUUUCCAUAAUCUUUUAAUGCCCAAUCUUGACAAUUCAUUGUUUAAUUUUUCAAUAUUGAGUUUAUCUGUUUUCUAGUUUCAUAAAUUCUUUUUAAACACCUUGUUAGUCUUAAAAAAUUGAGGCAUGUUAAACUUACAAUGUAUGUGUGAUUAACAGCUGUAAAAACAUGAUAAACACAUCACUCAUCUCCACCUUAUAAGGUUGAUUGGUAAGGCAAGGAAAAUGACAUCAGUAGUAAAAUGUCUUCAGUGCUGAACUAGGUUCUUAUCCACUAUACUAUUUAUGUUAUGAAAACAUGUUUAAAUACUAUAUCAGAUUAAGAAAUAUGGAAUCAAAUACCACAUUUAAUAAUGCACUUUUAGUAUCAGCUUUUAAAGAAGACAAAGAGUUAGAUUCGAAAAAGAGUUAUACUUCAUGGCAAAACAAGAUUUUUAAUCUCCAACAGAAACUAAACUUAACGUCUUUAGACAUUUUCCAUAUGGAUUUGAGGUUUAAGUUAAAUAAAUUUUUUGUUGAUAUGAUCUUUGAGAAAUUGAACAAAAUCUCAUCCUCUAACUCAGGAAAACUUCAUUUUUACAGUAAUAUAUUAAAUACUAACGAGUACAAGUUGCAAGAUUACUUAAAGUUUUCUUUGAAAAAGCUUGAAAGAUCCCAGCUAACAAGAUUAAGAAUAAGUGCACAUUUGUUAUUCAUUGAAACAGGUAGAUAUUGUAAACCAAUUAUCCCAAAGGAAAAACGUUUAUGCUAUGCUUGUAAAUUAUUAGUUGAAAAUGAAAAACAUUUUGUACAUUACUGUCUUGUGUAUGACAAUCUUUGAUUUCAUUAUUGUGAUAUUUUCAAUGAUAAAUUGUAGUGUGGUAUUGAUCCCAUAAAAGGAAUUGUUAAUUCAUGCGAUUAUAAUACUACAAAACGUUUAUGUAUCUACUUGGAUAAAUGUUUUAUGCAGUGAAAACAGUUCCAGGGACUAUGAAGUAUUGUAUAAAACUAUCUUGCAUGCGGUAGCCUUUAUGUUAUAAUUUUUUUUUGUCUGUCAUUUGAUUUCAUUUUGACCGUAUGCCAACAUGGUGAUGUCAAUAAACCAUUGAAUUGAAUUGAAAAUGUCUUUAUAAAAAAAAAUUGAGUAUAAAAUGGAAAUAAGUAAAGAAAAAUUAUAUUUUUGUACUAAAUACAUUUCAUUUUUUUAUUUACUGAUUAGAAGCUCUUUCAAAACAUGUAACUUCCCCAAGAGCUACAUUUCUGCAACCAAAAGGCAGCACAGGUACUAACAUUGUAAAGUGAGGACCCCAUAUACAUGUAUAUCAACAUUUGUAUAAUCAUAUAGUCAUACACUUUAUACAUUGCUGAUUACAGAGUUAAGACAUCAGCUUCAAGUAAUUUAAGAAUGUCUAAUGACAAUACUGGAGUGACUGAAAAAUAAUAAACAACAUUUGUGUAGUGGCAUCUUUAUAUAUUUUGUUUAUUGUAAGCUUUUAUACUGUAAAUGCAUAGAUUUAUUUAACAUUUUGUAAUGAUCUAACAAUAAAACUGACAAAACAUAA